AUGAUCCGCACCAAGGGCGAGGUCGGCACUGGUAACAUCAUCGAGGCCGUCCGCCACGUUCAUUCCGUUGUCGGCGGCAUCCGCGCUCUGCGCAAUAUGGACGAUGAUGAGGUGUUCGCCUUCGCCAAGCGCAUCGCCGCCCCUUACGACCUUUUUAUGCAGACCAAGCAGCUAGGGAGGCUCCCUGUCGUCCACUUCGCGGCUGAUCCCGCGCGAAGGGAUAGGGCUAUCGUGCAAGCGGUCACUCAUUACAGCGACCCAGAGAUGUGA
Molecule: messenger RNA, 270 nt
Organism: Zingiber officinale
Lineage: Eukaryota; Viridiplantae; Streptophyta; Magnoliopsida; Zingiberales; Zingiberaceae
Product: probable pyridoxal 5'-phosphate synthase subunit PDX1
Exons: 1
Coding region: 1-270 (89 amino acids)
Biological process (GO): pyridoxal 5'-phosphate biosynthetic process; pyridoxine biosynthetic process; amino acid metabolic process
Molecular function (GO): amine-lyase activity
Source: RefSeq, a predicted model, not a curated record